AGCAGCAGAGAGGAAGGAAAACAGAUCUGUCUUACCUUUUCAUCUUAAAUUAAAGAAGAAACUAAAAAGGAAGAUGCAAUGUACCAUUAUCCCUAACUGCUAUUAUUGCAUUUCCACAAAAAAGUGGUGCCACUCAGUCCAAAACACCAUAAAUAUGCCUCUGCCACUUAGAUUUCCAGGAUAAAAAGUCAGCACAAUGUAAUUAUUGUAAUGAUAUGGUGAUAGCUACUGUGUUACUUGCAAUAAUGUUUUGGGAGUCUAACAUCAAGAUUAAAGCUGAAAGCUUAACAGUUAUAGAUAUUUAGAUCCAUGUGUCAUGCCACACAUGAGAGUGAGAGUGUUACUGUGGAUACAUGCUUGUACGAGAGUGAAAACUCCAAAACAUUCUCGAUGGCUCAUCAACCAUUUAACAUUUAACUUGGCAGACAAGUGCGAGGCAAUUUUAGACAGGUUACAGAAACGUUUUGUGCACAUCUGCCUCAAAGUUCUUUUCUCUGACUCUUCUCUCAGCCUCUAACUAUGUGAAAAUUGGGCUGUAUUCUGUUUAGACAUGUUCAUUAGGAGAUUAUUUUACCGCACAGCCUCAUGUUAGUUGUGGAAAAUUGGACAUAUUGUGAUAUGUCCAAUUUUCCACAAUUAACAUGUGGGCUCCCAUUAGCAAGGAAGAAUCUACCCUCACACACUCCUGCAAUAACAGAUCAUGAAUUGUGAUGUUCACUGUAAUCCAGGAGUUAUCUUGCGAUUAAGAAACCUACUGAUUUACUGUUUUACUUUACCUCAAUCUGCUUUGACACCGCUACAAUUUCCUGCAUUUCCUAGAAUGACUUUAUACAAAUCCCAGAGAUCUGGAGUAAACAUGUUGCUUUCAGUUGUGGAUUUUAAAGAUAGAAGCAAUAACAAUAGACACACUGGAGCGGAGAAUGAGAGGUUUUUUUCUUUCCAUCAGAGAAAAAGUUUUAUCCAACAAGGCUGCAAUAUAUUAGGAACUAGUGAGGUUGCUCUCAGUGCAUAAAAUGGUAUUUCUAUCUCUUCAGAAAAUUAUUUUUCCUUGUGUGAUUAUUUGUAUUAAAAAAAAUCUGCAAAAUGAUGACUGUCCAAAGAGUCCUUGCUCUAUUAUUCUAAAGUAAUGACACUAAAACCUGACAAACCAUGAAUACAAACCCAAUUGUUGUCAUGUUAUAAACAUUUCUCAACAGUAUUAGGCUAAAUCUAGCCUCCAGUUGGUAAAAAUCAGGGGAGACACUGAAAAAUAAUCAAUAUCAGUAAAACAAAAUGAUUAAUGUAUGGUUUAACAUAUGUUUAUUAUAUUUCACAUCGGUAUUGCAUGAAAUCUUCUAUAUAAAAAGACCGUCACUCAUAUUGUAUACAUCCCUGCAGAGCUAAUAUACUGAGUCCCAUUCACACAUUAAAGACCUUUUAGAAAUAUUACAGGGGUACUAGAGUGGAAUAUGAUUUACUGACUACAUUUUGAAUACUUCUCUCGGUCUGCAUUGCAUUUUGGUAGCUUCUUCACUUAGAAAUUGCUUUCAUCACAACUUCUCUCCUCCGAAGUUUUACAGGGAAUGAGGCUGCGGAGUCAGAUAACACAGGAUGUGGAUGGAAGAGGACUGCCACGUCUUCGCCCCUCCCCGCCGAGAAAACUCAUGUGAGGACGGCACACUGACUGUGAUUUUACCUGCGGUAACCCGUCAGUAACCCCUGCAAAAUGACUGAAAGCAGGGGGAGGAGGUACUUUUAAUUACUGCAAGGUAGCUGGUGUUAACUCGUUUACUCCCUAUCUUAAUUCAAAAGUAAUUCAGAGUAAUUAGCCGACAACAACAUAAUAAUAAUGAAGUUCCCAGUGAGUUUUAGCUUUUGCCCCUAAAUAGCAGAAUACCGUGGGCUCACUGAAGUGUGUAAUAUGUCAGGCUGUAUAACUUUUAACGUCCAAAAUGUGGCGUAUUAACAAAUAAAACCCGUAUAUGUUGCUAAAUGAAUGUAUUUAGUUACUGUAAGGCAGCAGCAUCCCACGCUGCAUUGCACUGGAAUGCCAUAACAAAAAUUCCUUCCUCCCAACCAAAAAAGUGUGACUGGAGGGAGGGAAUUCCUGCUGCAUGCUAGUGAGUUCAACUGGGUGGAGCUAAGUGUGUGUGAACUGGCAUUGACAGACACUUGGAGAAGUUCUUGAGAGAAUUGUUGCACAAUGAAGUUUGAAGAUGAAAUAUGACUUUAUGGGGAAUUCCAGGUGGUGAGUAAAGUUUAUUUUUCUUUCUUGCUUUUUCAUGAUUUUCUUUGCUUUUGUCUCCUUUUAUAUGUUAAAUGAAACAGCAAGCAGUCGUUACGUUAAUAUAAAUGGCUUUUCCAUAUAAGUGAGUCUACAAUGUAAUUUUUAAAUAUUUGUCCUUUUGCUGGUUAUUUUUGUGUAAUUUCUAAAAACAAUGUCUAACCUAAGUUUAAAAAAAAGUAAAUAAGAUGAUCAUUUAUACCAAACUUACCAUUAUCAUACCAGUUUAAUUUGUGUAAAUUUCGGUAAAUAUCUGUAUUAUUCUGUUAUUUACAUGAGACUAUUUCAGUAUUUUAUCUAGAUAAUGGCUUUAAAAUAAUAUGAAACACAGACUCAUAAUUAACAAGGUUUAGUUGGCCAAAACAGACUCCUCAAUUUAUAAAACAGACUAAACAAAAGAAAUAUUAAACAGAAAAAUAGUAGUUUAAUAACAUUAACAAAUUGGAAUAUUUGCAAUCAAAUGAGAACAAGAAAACAGAGUCUUUCUUGCUGUUAACUAGGGUGUAAUUUAAUAGUGCUGGAAUUAAUGUUAAAGUUGUUUUAUAUAUCACCUGUAAGUAGCAUUUAGCAUAUCAGUAUCAGCUGAGGAUGUUUUGACAGCUCAUGUUUAACCCUGGGAUGUCCUUAUGCUGUUCUUUACUGUGUGAAUUUCUCUUCACACCCAAACCUCUAAACCUGCAUAGAUACAGUAUAAACUGCUGUUCGAUUUAUUGCAGCAAACAUGUGAACCUGUCAUUCCUGAAGGCUAUUUUCAAGAGGUUAUCUUUCAGCCAGUUAGUGAGCACUGUAAAAGAUAAAGCUUGGCAAAAAUAGUUAACACUGGUUAAAGGACAAGCUGGUUUUGACUUUUUUUUUAUUUUAAUACAUAUUAUCAAACUAGAUUCAAGGCUGUGUAAAUGCACAAACCGAGAAAUGUCAUUGCUAUUGUGCGAUUCAUGAAUGCAUGACUCUCCUCUCCUGUAUGUGAGUUACAGCUCAGGGAGGCAGAGGAAGGGGUGGUGUACCUCAGCUGUGAAGAGUCUGUCCUCUAAUCAUGCACUGAAGCCCCUUCUUCCCAUCCUCUGUUUGGUGGUCGUGGUGAUUUAUGGUCUGGCUGACAAACUCCGAAACUUCGUGGCCAGCAUCUUCAUCCCUCAGUACCACUACCCGUAUGCAGUGGCUCUCUGCUUUGCCCAGGUUCUGGUUUCUCUGUUAUUCUUAAAUCUCCUCCAUGUCCUGGAUCUGGUGCCUCUGAAGCAGUACUCCAGGUCUCUGGGUGAGCGGUUGCUGGUUCCUGCUAUCUGUAACAGCGUCCAUGCUGUGCUGGCCAUGUGGGCCAAGGCCAGCAGCUCAUAUGCUGGCCUCAUCCCCCUCACCAUGCCUCUGCUGCCCCUGUUAACUGUGGGUUUGAGUUUCGCCCUGAAGCUGGCAUCGCCACCGUCUAUCCAUAUCUCUGUUCUGUUUUCCAUCCUGAGUGGGUCAUCUAUUGUCAUCACAGCCUCCCAGGGUGUGUUUGGUGUUGAGUCCCUGGAGUACAUGUAUGCACCCCUGGCUUUAAUCCUCCACAGUCUUUCUCUGACUUGGCUGGCUAAAGUGGCUGAAGCUGAGCGCCAACACUCCCCUGAUGCCCAGGCCUCCAUUUUUGACAUCUACUACACCCAGCUGGUCAACCAGAGCUGGAUGCUAGGCCUUCUGUGGCUGCUGCACCCGGACAAUCCCUGGCAGGUGUUGAGUAAGGGCAGCUGGCACAGCCUGCUCUUCCAUGGUUACCUGCACGCCAUUCUCCUGCUGGGGAUGGUCCUGAACUUCAUGGUCGGUAUAUCCGCUCUGUGUGUCUCACCGCUUGCUGCUGCGCUGCUCCACUCAGCAAGAGAGCUGGUGCAGCCAUUUACCCAGCUUCUGUAGUUUUACUCUAAAGGACAGAUAUAUAUUCUUGACCAUUUUGUACGGUACCAACAAAGACAUAUGCACAUAGUAAUUUAAUCCAAAUCACUGAUCAGUGUUAUUUUAUUCUGUGGAGAAUAACAAGUUACAUCACUUCUUUUCUUUCCUUCACAGUCACAUAACCUGUACCACUCAGGCACUUUAUCUCUUUAUACACAGUUUAAAUUAGCUUGUUAUUAAUUUGCAAUAUGCUAUCACAGUUACAGUGACCAACAUACAUUAAUUAUUACUUCAAGUAAUGGCUUGUUGCUUCUUUCCUAACAUUAUGUAUUUUAUCUGAGCCGAUCAUAUUUGUAUUGUAUUAUAUGUAAGACCAUAGAGUUGGGCUCAAUAAUCUCAACACAGACUAUUUUUUAUCUUUUAAUUUCAUUAACCAGUACUCAGUUGAUAGGUCUAAUUAUUAAAGGUCAUUUGGUUCUAAUACACAUGCAGACUGUUAGAUUACUCACAUAGUUUUUGCAUUAUAUAUUUAUUGUAAAUACUAACAUGUACUGCACAUAUCUCUAAUAUAUAUGUCUUUUUCUGCAGUAUUGUCGCGAGUGUUUAGUGCAAGUGUUUAUAAAACUGAUUUCUGUUGAAAAAUACAAGCAAAAAUGUCAGAAGAGUUUAGUGAAGCAAUAGAGCACCAGCAUCUGUGCAGGACAGGUAGCAGUGUGACAAAAAACACCUGAUGACCAUCCAAGCGAACACCCUGUUCUUGUUAGUCAAAGUACAUUAGGUACCUUUUUAAAACAAUGAUAGACAGAGCGUGGCCUUAAAGGGAGAGUAGCAGUUUCACAAACAAGUACAAAUCAGCAGCAUGCGUCAAACAUUACCAGUUUUCUUUUAGAGCUGGGGGUCAUAUCAUAGUAACAAAGUAUAUUUUUUCUAUGGUUAUAUUUAUGGAAAAUCUGCAUAGUAGAAAAAUUUUCUGAUAAACAAUGAAACUAAGUAUAUUGAUAGUAGACACAGGCUUUUGGACCUUCCUGUAAACAUGAUGUCAUUUACUAAACAAAAGAUUUUAACUCCCAUCUUUCACUGCAUGAGCUUUCAACCAGAUUACAAGGGAUAACCAUGAGGAGAAAGUUGUUUAUAUAGUGGACACAGACUGUUGAACUUCUUUAUUACUGUACAUGUUUACUUUGCAGUGUUUAAAAUAUUUAAACUCAGAUCCAUUACUGAAUGAAUUUUUGACUCAAGUUUUGUAGAAGUUACCCUUGAAUGAACCUGACAGCUAACGUUUGUCAGAUGAGAAAGGAAAUACUUCAUUGAUGUUCACACACGUUUCUCUACUGAGGCUGCUGUAUUGAAAUUUACUGUAAGUUAUCAUAAGCUAAACUCCUGUAUGUCUUAAUAUAAGAAUAUGCUAUUAUUAUUAUGCGUUCUCAAAGUGUGAAGUAUUAAAAAGUUAAUAAACUGAUUUGAGACUGAAACAAGACUUUAUUUCCAAAAAUAUUUAUUUUGUUUCCAAGAAACCAAUGUAAGUGCUGUCAAAUCAUCUGUUAUCAGUACACACAGUCACACAUUACACAAAACAGCAUUUAUUAAAAACCUACUGUAAACCUGAUCAAAACUACACAAUCCUUCACUGUCAGUUUACCAUGAUUUCAAAUAAACAUGGAGUUGGUGGA
Messenger RNA from Thunnus maccoyii (southern bluefin tuna), 5796 nucleotides. RefSeq lists its product as uncharacterized. NCBI's taxonomy places the organism in Eukaryota, Metazoa, Chordata, Actinopteri, Scombriformes, Scombridae. The record is from RefSeq and is a predicted model, not a curated record. The coding region runs from base 3203 to 4147 and encodes 314 amino acids. The transcript is spliced from 5 exons.